AUGAAUUUCAAUAUUGAUUAUAAUUUCAUUCAACAAUUUUUAGUUUCAAACCCAGAUGUAUCAGUUUAUGAUGCUGUAAAUAUACACCAUUACAAUUCGGUCAAUUUUGAUACACAUAAUAAUAGGCAUGAAUACUUCUUAUUGCUUGUUCUAAAUUAUAAACAAAGAGCCUUUAAUAAGUUUUAUCUCCUUAUAGCAAGACUGAUCGAAGACAAGCCACCAAAUUUAGAUGUAGUCGAAGCUAUCUCUAAUAUGCGAAUUAAUGAAAAAUGUUUGACACAUCUUACAGAAAAGUUUAAUUAUUUACAAGAAAUAUGUCUCAAAUUGUGUGCAGAAUUGGAAAAUGUGAAAAAGUAA
Messenger RNA from Dentiscutata erythropus, 357 nucleotides. The record is from the annotation of a GenBank genome assembly. Lineage: Eukaryota; Fungi; Glomeromycota; Glomeromycetes; Diversisporales; Gigasporaceae.